AUGACCCGGCUACCUGUCUCGAGCCUGGUGUCUCCCCCAGAGGCAGAACCCCUUGACAGCUUCAACGCCCCCUGCUAUCAACCGCCCUUUCCUUCCUCCAACAAACUGCCUCCCAUCGCCCCCGAACGCGCUCAGUCCCAGACCGAUAUGGAUCUGCCUUCGCCACCCGUCACUCCCUACGAGCGGAGCAGAAAGAUCAAUUCUGCCCAACAGCCCGAUGCCAAUGCAGUCGCAGGCCCAUCGAGAGAUCCAGUGCUCUUCCCCUCCGAUCGAAGAUCGUCCGCAUUUGAAAACGAGCCGCUCUUUGGGCCUGAACUCGCCCCUCCUGCUGCCCAAGCGCUGGUAGAGAAACACAUUGCCAAGAGAAAGUCGACGGGCAGGGUCAAGUUCCAGCCACCAACUCGAGACGAGUAUAUGCUGGCUUUGGCUUGCGCUUCGCGUGUAAUCACAAACUACAACCGGAAUCCCGGUGCCUGGGCCAAGAAGGAACGGCAGAUCUUCGACCGUCAGUGGGACACAUUGCAUCCGAAAACACACGAGUCGAACUCGAAAUUCAAGAAACUCGCCCCUGCGCCUGGGAGAAAGGGCCAGUCUAGCGGUGGGCGCGUAUCGAAACCGCAGAGGGCGAAACGGACGCCUCGAUCCACUCCAAAGUCCAAGGCGCUCGACUCAUUUGAAUCUACCCCCGCUCGCAGUGCACCCAAGCCCCGCGUGAUCGGCACGAAUCGCGAUGAUACCGAUUAUAACUCCCUUCCGGAUUAUUCACCCCCGCUCGCCACCCUCCGCGGCACCAAGGGCCUCAAAGCCGAUUGGAAAGGCCAGGUUCUUGAUCUCAGCAACGACCCGGAUAGAAACGCACUGGACUCCUCUGAAAUCAGCCUCGCUGCCACGCUCCGUCUCUCUUGUGCCACUUACCUGUGCAGCAAGCGACGCAUCUUCGAAGCUCGUCUCCAUGCCCUUCGUCGGGGUAAGGAAUUUCGCAAGACAGAUGCGCAGCAGGCGUGUAAGAUUGAUGUCAACAAGGCCAGCAAGCUUUGGACUGCUUACGAUCGCGUUGGGUGGUUCAAUGCGGAUUAUUUCAAACAAUACAAUUAA
Messenger RNA from Uncinocarpus reesii 1704, 1095 nucleotides. RefSeq lists its product as uncharacterized. Gene Ontology annotation, molecular function: protein binding. The record is from RefSeq and is a predicted model, not a curated record. NCBI's taxonomy places the organism in Eukaryota, Fungi, Ascomycota, Eurotiomycetes, Onygenales, Onygenaceae. The transcript has a single exon. The coding region runs from base 1 to 1095 and encodes 364 amino acids.